Messenger RNA from Staurois parvus, 695 nucleotides. NCBI's taxonomy places the organism in Eukaryota, Metazoa, Chordata, Amphibia, Anura, Ranidae. The record is from the annotation of a GenBank genome assembly.
UAGCAAGAAUCUAUGAUUGGACUUUUAACCACAAGGGGAAAGGUUGGGUAAAAAUAGAAAAUGAACUGAGUGGAAUUAAUUUGAGUAAGAUGAUAUGGGUGCCCACACAAAAUAGGGGAUUGGAUGAUAACACAAGUUUGUACACUUUAAAUGUUUUAAGAGUUUGGGAUAUAAUGCACAGACAGAAGGGGUGGGUUUUUAAUUCACUGUUAAUGCCACUAAGGAACACAGAGUUUUUUGCUCCAGGUAGGGAGGGUAUCACAGGAAAAUGGAUUAUAAAGGAGGAUGCGCAAUUGAGAGAUAUAAUGGUGGGUGAGGAAUUGGGAUCAUUUAAGGAGUUGGAAAAGAAAAAAGGAGAUAUUUUCAAUAGGAUAGAUGAGUGGCGAUAUCACCAAUUGAAGCACUUUGUUGGGAGACUCCCGAAACCUUCGAGAACUAAAAAGGAUUGGAAUCCAUUUGAAAGGUUGUUAGAUUCACGGGGAGAUGGGAAACAUGGAAUUGCAAAAAUAUAUAAAAUUUUCACUGAUUUAGACACCAGCACAAAACUGAUGUAUAUAGAGAAAUGGGAAAGAGAUUUGGGUAUGGAAAUAGAUGAGGGGAAGCAGAAGAAAAUAUAUAGAUUAAUUUAUGAAAAUAUUAGUAUGCGAGAGGUGGAAAUAAAAGACAAGUGUUUGAUAAGAUGGCACAUUACACCG